UCACAGACUUGGUAAACAGUGGCAGGGUUUUAGAGCAUCGACUCCGAUUUUGAAAGCAGCUACAGAAAGCAGUUCUACUGCGGUUAAAUGCUGGCAUACAGCAGCACCUGCCACUGAGAAGUUUGGAAAGGAAGAGUCGAUCGAUGGGGCAAACUUCACUGUUGUCUUAUUUUCAGAGUCUCCCCAGCCACUCCAUCUUCAGCACCCGCCACCCUGUCCAGGCAGCAGCCACCAGCACAGAGGCAAGACCCUCUGAAAACAGGAAGAUUACGACUCGCUGACAGCUCAGGGAGAGCAGAGAGAGGCCCUGGCAGAGGCUCUUCCCCUUCCUGUGAGGCCAUCCCUCUAUGACCUGUGAUGAGGAACACGGGGCCUGGGUUGUACCACACCCCAUGCAUCUGUCUGUCCAGCUCACGCUGAGGACUUUAUAAGCUGUCUGCACCGCUGGGGACCAUGGGAGGCAGUGCCAGGACUCCGACCCUCACUGCUGUUCUCUGCCUCGGGUUCUGUUGGGGCCUGUGGGACCAGGCACAGACAGGGACCCUCCCCAAACCCUCCAUCUGGGCUCAUCCCAGCUCCAUGGUCACCAAGGGGAGCCGUGUGACCAUCUGGUGUCAGGCGUCUCUGCAGGCUGACCGCUACUAUCUGUAUAAAGACAGGAUCUCUGAGCCCUUGGAGCCCUUGGAGACCUCACAGGGUUCCAGCAACAAGGCCGGUUACUCCAUUACAUCCAUGAGCUUACACGAUGUAGGGCGAUACAGAUGUACAUAUCAGAGCAGGAAGAGCUGGUCACAGCUGAGUGAACUCCUGCCCCUGGUGAUGACAGGACAGCACGACGCACCCUCCCUCUCAGCCAACCCAGGCCCUGUAGUGGCCUUGGGAGGGAACGUGUCCCUCUCCUGUAGCUCAUCGUGGCCACGGGGGUCAUUCCAUCUGCUGAAGGAGCAGGGGGCUGAUGCGCCCCAACACCUGGAAUGGAAGUUCCGUCGUGAGAGGGGGCAGGGGCUCUUCCACAUGGGCCCCGUGAACACCUCCCAUGCGGGGACCUACAGAUGCUACGUUUCUUCUGAGUCAUACCCGGAUUCGUGGUCACAUCCCAGUGACCCUCUGCACCUUCAGGUCACAGGUGUCUACAGGGCGCCCGCCCUCUCGGCCCAGCCGGGCUCCCUGGUGCAGUCUGGAGACAGUGUGACCCUCCAGUGUCGCUCAGAGACCGGCUUUGACAGAUUCGCUCUGACCAAGGACGAGGAGCUCAGAGCUCCCCAGAGUCUAGAAGGGCAACCCAGCCCCAAAUUCCCCCUGGGCCCUGUGAGCGACACCCUUGGGGGCCAGUACCGAUGCUACUGUGGACACAAGAGCUCCUCCACCUGGUCGGCCCCCAGUGCCCCUCUGGUUGUCCUGAUCACAGGAAUAUAUGGGAAACCGUCCCUCUCGGCCCAGCCUGGGACGUCAGUGUCCUGGGGGGAGAACGUGACCCUGCAGUGUCGCUCUGAGAUUUGGUUUGAUAUCUUCCACCUGUCCAAGGAGGGGUCCCUCGCUCCUCCCCAGGUCCUUCGUCUGCAGGACACAGCAAUACCUUCUCAGGUCAACUUCACCCUGAGUCCCGUGACCUCAGACCUCAAGGGGACCUACCGGUGCUACGGCUCACACAGCAACCACCCCUACCUGUUGUCACAGCCCAGUGACCCCCUGGAGCUCCUGGUCUCAGGCGGCUCUGAGGAUGCAGCCCUCAGCCCACAGAGGGGUCCCCACUGGUACCUGUACGUCCUCAUCGGGGCCUCGGUGGCCUUCGUCCUGCUGCUCGGCCUCCUCGUCUUCCUCCUGGUCCGACACCAGCGUCGGGUCAAAGGCAGGAAGCCAGCAGCGGCAGCGUCUGAGGACAGAGGCCUGCACAGGAGUUCAGGUCCUGAGGCCGCCGCCCAGGAGGAGACCUUGUAUGCUGUCGUCAGAGACACACAGCCUGAGGACAGACAGGACAGACAGCUCCAGCCUGCGGUUUCUGAAGACCCUCAAGAUGUAACCUACGCCCAGCUGAACCACUUGGCCCUCAGACAGGAGACAAGUGCACCUCCUCCCUCCCAAUUAGGGGAGCCCCCGGAGGAGACCAACGUGUACGCUGUCCUGGCCAUCCACUAGCCCGGCAGACUCAUACUGCCUGCUCCAGGGGUCUGGAAGUCUCCCUGCAGGGACCCCGGAAGGCGCAGGAGCUGCCCCCAGCCAGCCUGGAGGUAGGACACGGACCAGGAACUCAGGAACUCGGGAGACCUUGUGGGAGCUGAUUGCUUCCAGAAUUUCCAGGACCAGCUGAUCUGUACAGUUCCUAGAAGGAUCCACAGGAAGCCCCAAGACGGUUCGUUACCAAGUGGCAACCUUUGUGGUGUGGUGGGAAUCCAGCACUAAGCUCCAAGAGCUGGGGACCUUCUGGAGGCUUCCUGGCAGCUUGGCAACAUCCCAGGACCCAGGGCCAUCACGCUGAAGCUGAGCACUUUCAGCUGACCUGAGUCCACGGCCUCAAAAGAUGGACUUGAGAGCAGUGAGGUUGCUCAAUGUCAAGAACUUCCCGUUUCCCGAGACCAAGCCCCUUCCUCUGUCCCACGCAGCUUCUCUACAAGACAGAGAAAGGGAAGCUGGUCUCCCUCCUGACCUGUGUUCAGAAACUCUAGAUGCGGGGGAGGGGAGCGGGGUGCCUCAGCUGUCCCCUCCCAACCACACCAAUAUAAGUGUUGAAACCAGCCUGUCCUUCCUGCCCAGCGCUCCCCAGCAAAUCCCAAUUAAACUCGUUUACCCUCGCCUGCAACCCAAGGGUCAGCCUUCAGCUCUGGACAACCCUAACCCUGACUUCUUUUUCUGGGGGCAAGGUCCGAAACGCUAGGGA
Enhydra lutris kenyoni (northern sea otter) is the source of this 2875-nucleotide messenger RNA. RefSeq names its product leukocyte immunoglobulin-like receptor subfamily B member 3. The record is from RefSeq and is a predicted model, not a curated record. NCBI's taxonomy places the organism in Eukaryota, Metazoa, Chordata, Mammalia, Carnivora, Mustelidae. The transcript is spliced from 13 exons. The coding region runs from base 454 to 2136 and encodes 560 amino acids.